CAGCCAAGUAAUGAUGUCUAUUACAGCAACUUCGCUCGAGGUUCCUGUUCAAGCUUUUCACUGUCUUUUGCUCUGAAAAUUCUUGCCACUCGAAAACCUCAACAACCCUCCUACCCUUAUCAUCAUGAGCGGCCAGGGAAGACGACGCAGUGCACUCCCUUUGCAACGACAAGAAGUAGCUUCCACUUCAGCACAAACCCUUGCAGCUAUUCAAGAUGCUUCGGAAGCGGGUAGCAAGUUAGGGAACAGUAAAUGCACUACAGCGCAAUAUGAAUAUAGAAAAAGAGUCUUCAAACAGUGGACCGCAGAUAACCAGAUAGAAACAGGGGAACAAGUCAAUGGGGCCGUCCUUCUCCAUUUCAUGUGGGACUAUGUCUUCACUCGUCCCAAGAAUUCUCGAACGAAAGGAUUCACUAGCCAGGCUCCUUCUACCACAAGCGUCAUUUCCUUACCAAUACUUCCUAAUUCGAAUUCAUCGCAACACAGUGCUCAUUCAAGUAACUCCAAUGUCUCUCGUCUUCGCAAUGGGUCUCUUGCCGGUCGCGUAUGCUUUGGGCCGGAAUCCGUCAGAGAAAACGGAACACCUUCUACCGAACUGGCCGGCCUGGUCGAAUUGGAGGAAGAAGAUAUCGAUGACAGCGAUGAUGAGAGCAGCGAUAACGAUAGGGAAAUGGAGGAUGAUGGCGUCGAAACGAGUGUCAGGUCUAUCAGAGACGGACCAGAUUUGGCAGCCUAUUUACAAGUCACAGUUAAUGACAACAGUUCAGAUGAAGAUGAGGAGGAUGAAAACGAGGUCCCUGAAGGUUUGAUGCGAGAUGUUAACGAUAGGAUAAUACCCAUUGGCGCUGAUAUGUCGAAGAAGAAAAGAAACAGUGCAGCGAAGAAAAGCGCUGUCCAGGGGAAAAACAGGUCGAAUAUGGAUGAGACAUUGCAAAAGAAGGGAGAGAAGAGGAGGACGGCAGAGAAAAGAAGGUUGCAGCCAGAUCCCAGUCUUACUCAAGUCGAGUUGGAUGAGACGCUCAAUAACGUUGUUGAAAAACAUGGUAAUCUUUCGGCUGCGACAACGAGGGAAGAGAGGAUCCAGCUUGGACUUGAAAGGAUUCGAAACUGCCAGCUAUCACCUGCGGCUGUCAAAACUUGGUACUACGCAAUCGUUAGUCUUUGGACGGAACAGUCUGUAACAAACUCUGGUACCGGGCACCCUUGGACAAAGCAAUGGCACAAUCUUUUUACUGCUCUACACAGGGUGACAGAGCAGCGACGCAAAGAGAAGCAUGUCGACAAAAUGAUGGACACGAUCUUCGAAGGGUACCAGACUAGGAAUGAAAUCCAGCGAAGUUAUGGAUACUAUUUCCAAAAAGGAACCCCGGAAGCUCUUCGCGACAUGGUUUCUCAGAGCUUUGGCCUCUAUAACCUCUUUCGGGGGGAUAGCCAAAAGAUGGUGACGCUUUCCGAACUCGCGGCUCUGGUGCUGGAGGAAGAGGGGCCAACCAAAUGUGUGGCCAUUGUGGCGGUUUCUAGGGCGGGCAAGCGGAAUACGAAGGGAUUAGCGCAGUAUGGUGCAAUGCUGCGAGCCAAAGACGUGUUCGCUUGUCCUGUCUGGGCUCUUUCCGCAUGGCUCUUCGUCCGGUUUAACAUCCUCCCGAAUCGCCCUCCCUCUUCUCAAUCCUCUUUCCCCUCCUUCGCAGAGAGAAAAGAUUGGUACGACCUCCCCCUGCUGAGCCAAGUUAGAGAUCCGACAAAACCGAUCUCUUACAAAACUCAGCAGGAAGCCAUGAUCAAUGCCCUCCUGGCUGCCGGUGUUUUUCCGUCCAAGUCGACUCAUGAAAACCGGAGGACAGGGGCGCGUUUGGCGGAGAAGGGGGAGUUGUCCAUAGACGACAUCGCAAGGGCGGGAGGAUGGGCGACGGUGACCUUGGAGACCACGUAUUUAUCUGCAUUCCCUCGCAAGAGCAUGCGGGUGAUUGCUGGUCAUCCUAAAAAGAAGGGCUUUUUUGUUUUGCCCCGGGCUGUCGUCGUCCCAGACACUCUGAAGGGUCAGGUGUUUCCAGAAAUAAAAAAAUGGAAGACCUACCUCCAACAAAAAAAUGAAGAGCUUGCGGAUGGAGCAGAUGCGGCAGGACAGAAGAGGAAGAGAGGGCCCAAAAAAAUGAGUGGCCGCCACGACUUCACAGCGGAGAUGCUUCUUCAGCUGUUGGAACAUUUGGCAGAAUCUUUUCUUCAGGAUGCCGUCCACUGGAAGGCUAGAUACCCUGACCACUUUAUUUGGCGACAUCCUCUUUUCCAAUCCCCCGAAUGGCUCGAGUUCGAGCAGUAUGCUCGCCGGCAAACCGCCCUGGCCGAGGAAGAUCUGGUGGCUCUACCCCCAUCCAUCAAACAAGCCAUGCCUGAGCUGCUGCAGGGCUUUCAGAUGCUUCCCAGUAAUCAACAGCAAUUUCAAACACAGUUGGAUGCUUCAUUCAAUCGUCUGAGAGAGGAAGUAGUGGACAGUAUCAGGAACGGGUUUGGCGACAUUUCAAAGACUCUGUCAGCCAUGGAGUCUCGAAACGUUAGUGCCAUGCAAGAGUCGGAGGCUCGCAGCCGAGUAGAGAUGGCGCGAAUGUUGCAGAGGGUUUUUGGUGCUGCAGCUCAAUCCGCCGGAACAACAGCUCACUUUUAUGCCUCACAGCUGUCUUCUCCAGUUCCGCCUUCGUCUAUGCCUCAAACGUCUUUGUCGUCUGCCCCUGAAGCUUCUGCCUCAUCUACAUCCGAGCCUGGUCCACCUGUAAUGCCUUCUGCUUCCUUCUCCAUGUCGCCUGCUUCCUUCUCCCCACCGCCUACCACAUUCGCCGUACCCUCAUUCUGUGUACCACCCAUGGGAGCCAUGCCAUCCAUCCCGUCUACCUCCUAUUCUCUCCCGGCACCUUGCUCUAAUUUACCUCGGUUGGGAUCUUCAUGCUCUUCGUCCGGCACAGUCAACAAAGUCCUAGUGAUGUCGAAAGACGUCAAAACCGUCACUGAAUUAUGGAAAGAGUAUGACCAGGGUCUUCCGAACUCGUACCCUUUACGAUAUAUCGAGACAGGGCAAUAUACCUUCCAAGAUGACCCGUCUGCAAGUAGCUCCAAAAAUCGGAAGUUCUUCCAGCGAAGGCUGCCGAUAAUUCAAUUCAUCAAAGAGCUGCACCGGACGAGAGGUUGGUCUUGUGAAGAGGCUGCGGAGCGUUUGGAAGAGUACCGGAGUAGGGAGGUCAUUGGUCUACAAAAGCUGGGAGAAAGGAUCAAACAGAAGACAGACGCCGAAAGAACCCAAAUGCUCUAGUGAUUAUAUCUUCACGAAUCACCGUCGAUCAAUGCUUGUCACCACCACACUCUUUCUAUGCCCAACGGCUUGACAAGUCUUCGCCAUCACUGGUAUUGUCAUCCACUCAUACCACCGCCAAUCAUAUCACCUUCCAUCAUUGGAUCGAAUUCGUAUCAUCCUCCAGCAUUGGUCUGCGACCUCAUCAGCCUUCAAUAUCAUCUUCCGUCAGCAUUUCAAUUUAUCUUCACGCUACAACGGAUCAUCAGGCUGUGUUCCUGUUUCUGCUUCUGUUUCUGCCCUGUUUCGGCUCUCCCCACUUCUUUCAGUCUUCGUUAUUUAUAGUAUCUGGUCUUUGUAUGUUCCACAUUAUGGGAUAUGGUUGUAUAAUCAUGUUUACCCAAGAUUGGAGCUAAAUUAGAGUUGGAAAGUCGGUUGUGUGUUCGUGUAUCCUUUUUCCUGUUGUAUCUGCGUUG
This is a messenger RNA of Cryptococcus deneoformans JEC21, 3753 nucleotides long. RefSeq lists its product as hypothetical. The coding region runs from base 125 to 3298 and encodes 1057 amino acids. The transcript has 6 exons. The record is from RefSeq and is a predicted model, not a curated record. Gene Ontology annotation, molecular function: DNA-binding transcription factor activity, RNA polymerase II-specific; RNA polymerase II cis-regulatory region sequence-specific DNA binding. Gene Ontology annotation, biological process: positive regulation of ribosomal protein gene transcription by RNA polymerase II. Lineage: Eukaryota; Fungi; Basidiomycota; Tremellomycetes; Tremellales; Cryptococcaceae.